UUUAAGGAUAACGUUACGUUUUCUUGUUGGUCUCCCCAAUGCCAGCAAUGAAAGCAACAGACAGACUCCGUAUGUGCAUUUUUUGCUUUGGGAAUUGCAUUCUGAUCAGCGACCAACGCCUGUCACUGUAGACUAUUGACAAUACGUUUGACUGUGCAGUCAAAACAUAACACUGCGACAACUAAUAACGUUAUCUGAUGGGAAUUUACAAUGGAGUUUUGAUUUAGGCCUACUCUUGACUGGAUAUGUUGAUCUGGGUUUGCCGACCAACGGUUGAGAGACGUUGAAGAACUGUGGAUGUAAAGAACUUUGAGCGAAAUGAGGAUUUCCGGACCCUGGACAGCGCUUCUCGCGUUACUAUCAAUCAAUGCUAUAUCCUGCUCAGCUGUGAAAAGAAUAGGUAACAAUCCAGGUCGCUUUGCCAAUGCUACCCUGGUCCGACUCUCCGAGUUUUUAAGCACGGGGUACAAGAAAGGCGUCCGUCCCGUUAGGGACUGGAGACAAUCUACGAUGGUGGCCAUUGACCUGAUGGUGUACUCCAUUCUCAAUGUGGAUGAGAAAAAUCAAGUUCUCACAACGUAUGUGUGGUACAGGCAGCAAUGGAUCGAUGAAUUUCUUGUGUGGAGCCCUGAGGAUUUCGAUGAAGUGAAAAAGGUGUCAAUCCCCACUGCCAAUGUGUGGGUGCCUGACAUUGUCAUCAACGAAUUUGUUGAUGUUGGAAAGUCCCCUGAUAUCCCAUACGUGUAUGUGAGCCAUGACGGACUAGUGCGCAACUACAAGCCCAUUCAGGUGGUGACCGCCUGCACGUUAAACAUCUACAACUUCCCCUUCGACGUCCAGAACUGCAGCCUCACCUUCCAGAGUUGGCUGCACACCAUAAACGACAUCAACAUCACCCUGAUGAGAACCCCUGAGGAUGUGAAGGAAGAUAAGAGCGUAUUUAUGAACCAGGGCGAGUGGGAGCUGCUACACGUCCUCUCAAAGUACAACUCUUUCAGCCUGGACAACGACGACUACUAUGCUGAGAUGAAGUUCCAUGUGGUGAUCCGACGGCGGCCGCUGUUCUACACGGUCAACCUGCUGCUGCCCAGUAUCUUCCUGAUGGUGAUGGACAUCGUGGGCUUCUUUCUGCCGCCUGACAGCGGUGAGCGAGUCUCCUUCAAGAUCACACUGCUGCUGGGGUACUCCGUCUUCCUCAUCAUCGUCUCCGACACUCUCCCCGCCACCGCCAUCGGCACGCCCCUCAUAGGUGUGUACUUUGUGGUGUGCAUGGCGCUGCUGGUCAUCAGCCUGACGGAGACGGUGCUGAUCGUGCGGCUGGUCCACCAGCAGGACCUGCAGCCGCGCGUGCCCUCCUGGCUCAGGUACCUGGUUCUGGAGCGGGCCGCCACGCUGCUCUGCGUCCGGGACAAACACCGGAUCUGCUCCAGCCUGCUCUCCUCCUCCCCUCUGCCUCACUACACCGAGAACAACAUACACACAGGCUCCCGCUGUGCCCACCACCACACCUGCGACGUGUCCAGAGAGCACGGUGUCCGAGGGAUGGGCCUGCCGGUGCGCGACCCCACGCCGCCCGUCAUGGACAACAUCCUGCAGGAGGUGUCGUGCAUCCGGCAGUACCUGGAGCGGCGGGACGAGAGCCGCGACGUGGCCAAGGAGUGGCUGCAGGUGGGCUACGUGCUGGACGUGCUGCUGUUCCGCGUCUACCUGGUGGCCAUGCUCACCUACAGCAUCACGCUGGGCACGCUCUGGUCCGUCUGGCAGUACGCCUGAGGAGGGACAACACACGCGCACGUACACACACACAUACACACACACACACGCACGCACA
Alosa sapidissima (American shad) is the source of this 1831-nucleotide messenger RNA. RefSeq names its product 5-hydroxytryptamine (serotonin) receptor 3A (gene htr3a). The transcript has 9 exons. Gene Ontology annotation, molecular function: neurotransmitter receptor activity; transmembrane signaling receptor activity; extracellular ligand-gated monoatomic ion channel activity. Bases 319 to 1773 code for a protein of 484 amino acids. Gene Ontology annotation, biological process: regulation of membrane potential; monoatomic ion transmembrane transport; signal transduction. Gene Ontology annotation, cellular component: neuron projection; synapse; postsynaptic membrane. The record is from RefSeq and is a predicted model, not a curated record. NCBI's taxonomy places the organism in Eukaryota, Metazoa, Chordata, Actinopteri, Clupeiformes, Clupeidae.